Messenger RNA from Nerophis lumbriciformis (worm pipefish), 921 nucleotides. The record is from RefSeq and is a predicted model, not a curated record. Lineage: Eukaryota; Metazoa; Chordata; Actinopteri; Syngnathiformes; Syngnathidae.
AUGCAGCAUCUUACCUUGGUGGCCGUCCUCCUCCUGGCAUCCUCCUGGGGACUCUGCGCUGGAGCUGGUGAUUGGUGCUAUCAGUCCCAGUUCACCUGCGAGCAUCAGUGCAAUGGUCCGGACAAGUGGAAUCACGCAAACGGCGCAUGCGCUGGAAAAUCCCAAUCGCCCAUCAACGUGGUCACCAGAAAGACUUUGAAAGACGAGCGUCUGACUCCGUUUGCAUUCGCCAACUACCAGCAGAUCUUCCGAGGGACCAUCAAGAACAACGGCCAUUCAGUUCAAGUCGGAGUUCCUCACCUAAGCACCAUCUCGGGGGGAGGCUUGACGAGCACCUAUAAGGCUGUCCAGUUCCACCUGCACUGGGGCACCAAUGGUGGGCCGGGCUCUGAACACACCAUUGAUGGAGAGCAGUAUCCAAUGGAGCUGCACAUUGUGCACAUGAAACAUCACUACACAGAUCUGACGACAGCACUAGCAGAUCCAGAAGGAGUUGCAGUCCUGGGCUUUUUCUACGAGGUGUCCAACAGUGCCAACCGAAAAUACGACCCCAUUAUCAACGCUCUGCGGAGCAUCAAAACAACAAACGCCAAUGCUUCUCUUCCUCCAAUCUCCUUGGCACAACUCAUUCCACCUGAGCACAAUAUGACCAACUUUUACCGUUAUAAGGGAUCUCUGACCACACCGGGCUGCACAGAAGCUGUGGUUUGGACCUUGUUCGAGAACCCCAUCCCGCUCAGCUUUGAACAGCUUCGGGCGUUCUCCGAGCUCAGGUUCCACGACGGGAAGGCGAUGGUGGGUACCUUCAGGCCGGUGCAACCCCUCAACGGCCGCCAGGUGUUCCGGUCCGGAGGCGCCAAGGUCUUGGUCAACUUCGCCCUCCUCGUGGUCACCCUGGCGACGACCUUGGGACUCCAUUAG